AUGUCAAUGCUACGAAAACCUUUGACGAAAAUCGAACUGAUGGCUGAUGACGUGACGAUGUUGACGGAGAUUUUGGAGAAAAGACAGGUUUUUUUCUUUUUAUGUGUGAUAAUGUUGUAUUUAGGUUUUAUUGAUGAAUAUUUGAAUUUUGUUUGAAAAUAGGAAUUUUACUGUUUCUUGUUUAUAUGUAUAUUAAAGCUACAUUAAGAAUAAUUUUUUUAAAUAUAAAAGUGUUAAAACUAAUUUCAAUAGUUAAAAAUUGAGAAGAAAACUGAGAGACAAAAUUUCCAGCUUUUCCUUCGUUAGAAAAUGUUGUGACUUUUUUCUGCAUUUUUUAAUUUUUCUAGGCAAACUAAACUAUUUUGAAAUUAUUUUUCGCUCCGUUUUUUUUUCUUGAAACUUUUCGCAAGGAUCGAAAAGCAUCUUUUUUAUUUCGGGUUGAGAGAAUCAAAGUAAUUUCCAUGCGAUUUAAAAUUUAGUCAUCUUUUCGACCCUCUGACGGUUAUUUUAAUAAUUCCUGAAUCACUUUUGACACAGUAUUGUGUUUUUCCAGGAUCAGGGUUGAAUUUUAGUCGUUCAAAUGAUAAAUCCGAUGUUUUCUUCCAGAAAAAGAUGAAAAAAGAAGAAACUGACACGGAUGCCAUGGAAAUGGACGGCGCCUUGACGUCCAGCACGACCAGCAGUCCUAUUGAUGUUCGUUUGAUAAUUUCGGAUUGAUCUCUCCUUUUUUCUAAUAAAUAUCUAUAUUUUUCAGUUCAAAACGCCGAUCGCCGCCGACCUCACAACGCCCACCAGUGAUGCACCAUGUUUUUUUUUUCUUAAUAAUUUUUUUACAGUUUUUGGGGACUCACAGUGAAAAUUGCUUUGCGAAAUGAUUCAAGAACGCCUUUUUUAGUUUAAAAAAGUGGAACGAAAGUGUUUGUUAACUUGAGGGAGUAAUUUAACCAUCGUGAUACCGUGGUACUAGAAUCUUCAGAAAAACUCAUGUAGUAAGAAUUUUUCACCAGUUUUUAGUGUUUUAGAACUUGGAAAUCACUUUUGCAGCACUGGAAAUGCCAAACGUUCGGAUGACAAGGUCCCGAGCCGCCAGAAAUUCCAGCUCCACCACGACGACGUUGGUGAUCACGACGACAGCGCCGCCACGACGUCCAGUCGCUCCAGCCAACCUCACGACUCCUGUUAACUCCUUCGCCCCUCUCGAUUUCACCAUUUCUGACUCUUGA
This is a messenger RNA of Caenorhabditis auriculariae, 1223 nucleotides long. The record is from the annotation of a GenBank genome assembly. NCBI's taxonomy places the organism in Eukaryota, Metazoa, Nematoda, Chromadorea, Rhabditida, Rhabditidae.